AUGUGUGCUAAUGUUGGUGACGAGCUUGAUGAGUGCCCUCAAAGAAUGAGAAGUGAACACAGCAAGCAAAGCAUACUUGUGGAUUUAAUGCAAAUUGAAACGAUUUUAUUGUACACAGGAAUUGGAUGUUGGAUGGUGAGUCGUCUUACGAGUCUAGUUGUGGUAAAAGGUCAUUACACCAGCAUUUCAGACAAAGUCGUUAAGCUCGAAUUCAGUCCUUCGUUCUCGGAUGGUCUGCGAAAAAAGCAGCACUGCAACGACCAGUUCCAUUGUCUCCUGGGCGGAUGCCCCUCAGUCACGUUCUGUCUACGUGCGAUAACUGAGGGAGAAGAACACCUGUCACUUGGCUCAGCCGAUGCAAAGUUCUCCGAGAAAGACCGCAUCCACGCCGCGGAACAUCAUCUGCCGUCUGAAGAUAGGCGACGUUCGAAAGAUUCUACGGUCACAUUCCCAGAAGUCAUCCAUACCUGGGCUGUGUGUCGAACCUACCUGCUUCUAAAACAGAUCGAGGGGAGAACGCUUGAACGGUACUGGCCUUCGCUAUUCUCUGGUCAACGUUCGAGUAUUGAUAUCACCAUCACUAAGCUAUGCAAAAGCCUCGCCAAGAAUAAAUACAUCCUGCUGUCUUUAGUCCGCGUCUAG
Messenger RNA from Histoplasma capsulatum G186AR, 642 nucleotides. RefSeq lists its product as uncharacterized. The transcript is spliced from 4 exons. NCBI's taxonomy places the organism in Eukaryota, Fungi, Ascomycota, Eurotiomycetes, Onygenales, Ajellomycetaceae. Bases 1 to 642 code for a protein of 213 amino acids. The record is from RefSeq and is a predicted model, not a curated record.